Ipomoea nil (Japanese morning glory) is the source of this 2700-nucleotide messenger RNA. RefSeq lists its product as uncharacterized. Lineage: Eukaryota; Viridiplantae; Streptophyta; Magnoliopsida; Solanales; Convolvulaceae. The record is from RefSeq and is a predicted model, not a curated record. The coding region runs from base 897 to 2480 and encodes 527 amino acids. The transcript is spliced from 3 exons.
CAGAAGUUAGUUUUACUGUAGACCAAUGUAAGCUUUAAUUAACCAUCCAGUACAACAGAGCUCUUUGCAUAAGAGAGAAACUAACAAGUUGGUAGGAAUUUAUAUCUGUAACUCCACAUAUCUGUGGAAGGGAUACACUGUAUUUAUUAGCUAUUCCAAGUAACUAAUGCCUUGACUCAGCCUUUCAGCUUACACAAUGAUGAGAGAAACAACAAAUCACAAGCAAAAUAUCUAUAGUUGUCAUCUACAAACUCAAUAUAAAAAUUAGAAUAUUAAGCAAGGGGAUCAAUGUGAGGCCGUUUGGUGCUAGUGUCUGGUUUUCUAAAAAUGGUGAAGUAUUUGGUGAUAAGCAAUUGAUUGUGAAGAGUUGUUCUAAAUGCAUCAUGAGACAAUUUUUUUUUCAUAGUGUGGUGUUGUUUGUUUCUAUUCUAUGGAGUAUAAAUUAUUCAAUUGAUGAUUUGUGUUAUUUCCUUUAUGGCUUUAUUUGGAUACUAAGUCAAGGGGGAGUUCACUUUAUUCUAUAGUACAAAUGAAUUGAUGAAAUAAGGAAGUAUAACCUAAAAGUUGGCACCUUUGGACAAAGCUGCUGAGCAGAUUCCACCUGCCUUGUUUUUCCAUCCUCCUGAUAAAAGUGAUUCCCCUACCCCUAGUCCCCAUGAUUCAGCCACACAGUGUACUACCAUGCAUCCCGCUGCAUUUGCUCCAAAAAAAAUUCUGAUAAAAUCAUAAGGAGCUGAUUCUAACCUUAAUUAAUCUCAUGCUAAAAUAUGUCUUGAGAUUAUAGAGACCAGCUGCAGGAGGCAGAACCAAUUAGAUAGUGAAAAUGUAGGCCCUUUGUGUUGUAUUGAAGUUUGCUGCAUUAACACUCUUUCCAGUCUCUAAUUCUCAAGUUAAUUAUGGUGCAAAAACGGCCCUUCGAACAGGAGUACUUCAAUGAGGUUUCAUCUAAGCAACCAAGGCAUGUAGAAACUAAUGAUCAUCUGAUUUCUUUGGAAUAUCCUUAUGAACCUGCCUAUCUGAAGUCUCAUGCAUCAGGGGAAGAUGGGGAUAUUUCCUUUAAAGGAAAACCUUUAAGUGACAAGAAAUAUGAGUGUGUUUACACUGCUGAACUCCCAAGCUUUGAAAAAGACAGAGAGAUGGGGUUUCCUGGUUCUGCUUCCCACUCUUCCUGGGCUACUAGCAGCACAAGUGAAGAAGAUGUCAGGUCAGAGGGGCCACAUAACACAUCGUUCUCUCCUGAAUAUUACAAUCAUGACAUUCCAUUUAGGACUGUUACUCAUUCUAAAGAGUUAUAUUCUUACCUUCUGAGAAAUCCUCCUAGUAAGUUGGUUCCUGUUGGACCUGAUUUCCAGGCUGAAAUACCUGAAUGCGGUGGAUGUGGCAACAAGGAGAAAGCCAAUUCUUCAAAAGAUGCAUGCAAAACCAUAGAUCAUUCUUAUGAAUCUUUGGAGUCAAAUUGUGGUGGUCAGUUUGACUAUGAAAAUAGGCUAGCUGGGACUUGUAUUGUUCCCAAUUCCAAAUCAGAAUCAGCUGCAUAUUCUAGUGAAGCUGUUGCAAGUGGAAGAAGUGAUUGUUGCUGUGAAGAUACUGGUUCUGUUCGAUGCAUUCAACAGCACAUCAUUGAAGCAAGAGAAAAACUUAAGACACUUCUUGGGGAGGAGACCUUUGUCAAACUGGGUUUUUAUGAUAUGGGUGAGGUAGUUGCACAAAAGUGGACUGAAGAGGAACAGGAAUUGUUCCAUGAGGUUGUAUCUUCAUCUCCUGCAUCCUUGGGCAAGAAUUUUUGGCACCACCUUGCAGUUGAGUUCCCUCACCGAACAAGGAGGGAAAUAGUGAGCUAUUAUUUUAAUGUCUUCAUGCUGCGAAUCCGUGCUGAACAGAAUAGAUUAGACCCAUUGAAUAUAGACAGUGACAAUGAUGAAUGGCAAGAGGAAGCAUAUGACUCUGCUGGGGAAGAAGAAGCCAAGAUGACUGACGAAGAUGAGGACUCUGUAGUCGAAUCGCCAGUUCAUCAUGAUGAUCCUGGGCACAUUUUGAUCUACGAUGAUUAUAAACACCCAUAUUAUGAAGAUGCUGGGCUUGCAAUCUGGAGAGAUUAUAAGCAUCUUGGUCAUGACACCAAUAAGGUUGUCACUACUGUACCCGAAGAAUGUGGUGAUAAGUUAUUUGAGAAGCACAGUUCUGAACUCACAGUUCAACAUCCAGACAGAAGUGAGCCAAAUGAAGCCAACCAUGCUGAACUUGACGGCCCUUCUACUAGGGCUGAUAACAAACAUUGGACUAGUGAUUAUGUAGGUACGGGCAAUAGUAAUGGGCAUGAAUUUGUUUUGGAGCCCAGAUUUGGCAGAGAAUGGGACGUCGGGUACUCAAGUUGUACCAAAAACGACGUUGACUUCUUGCCCACUUGCUCGAUGAUUGAAGAAGUUUUUGGAAACGAGGCAUGCUAUGACAAGAGCCGAGAUGGUUAUGGUUCAAGUUAGCUCUACGCAUCGUUUUCAGCCGUAGUCGAUUAAUCCUGGGGAUGCUUUUGGGAUAGAGUAGCUCCUAAACACCCCCUUGUGUAUAUUCAAAAUGGUGGAAUUUGGAAUUUUGCUCAGUUUAAGAUAAUAUUUUUGUUAGGCUGUUAGAUGAGGUAAAUUGUACUUGCAUUAUGCACACUGUAUAAUCACAAAUGAAGAUGCUCUUUGUCCCUCUGCUCAA